Messenger RNA from Dracunculus medinensis (Guinea worm), 1425 nucleotides. The record is from the annotation of a GenBank genome assembly. Lineage: Eukaryota; Metazoa; Nematoda; Chromadorea; Rhabditida; Dracunculidae.
AUGCGAUGUUUAUUUUGCAUAUCACUGAUGGCUAUAUAUUGGGUAUGCGAAGUGAUACCUUUAGCAGUUACAGCUCUUUUACCGAUCGCUUUAUUUCCCAUCAUUGGAAUUCUUGAUUCAAAAGCAAUUGCCAAAGAAUAUUUAAACGAUACGAAUUUCCUUUUUAUCGGAGGCCUCAUGAUUGCUAUCGCUGUUGAAAAAUGUGGUUUGCAUGAAAGAAUCGGACUGCGAGCAGCAACAUUACUUGGGCCACAAGCCAAAUGCAUGUUCAUCUCUAAUACAGCAACGACUGCGAUGAUGCUUCCUAUAACGAAUUCUAUAACUACACAACUAAUCCAAUUAGAAACAGAAGAAAAAUUAACAAAAUCAGAACUGGAUAUUGUCAAAGGUCUUAUAUUAUGUAUUGCUUUCGCGGCUAACAUUGGUGGAAUAGCAACAAUUAAUGGUACACCACCAAACCUCGUCUUCAUGGGACAGCUCGAAACGAUGUAUCCACAGCGAGAAACUGGUCUCAGUUAUUUAACGUGGAUGAUUAUUGCCUUUCCACUAAUGUUAUUUUGCCUUGCCAUCUGUUGGUUGUUCCUUUGGUUUUUCUUCCUACGCAACAUUUCUGUGGUCAAUAAUGAAGUACUGGUAUCUGUAGAGGAAUGUUAUGCAAAACUACCCAGAAUGAGUUUCGCUGAAAAAAUAGUUCUUGUUUGCUUUGUUGUUCUUAUUGCAUUAUGGGUAUUUCGUGAACCACAAUUUGCACCAGGAUUAGGAAGCUUAUUUCCAAAAGGGUAUUAUAGCGAUGCAACAAGUGCUGUUUUAAUUGCCAUACUUCUUUUCGCGUUACCCGAUGAUGUGCCAGAUAUUUUAUGCUUUUCGAAGAGAGGCUCAAUCAUGGAUUGGAAAACCGUACAAACACAUUUCCCUUGGAAUAUCGUUUUAUUACUCGGUGGUGGAUUUGCAUUGGCAUCAGGUAUUAAAUCAUCUGGAUUAUCUGAUGAAAUUGGUGGUUUUCUGUCAAAAUUAAAAGGAGUUUCAUUACCUAUUUUGCAAUUUUCAUUCAUUAUUAUGGCUAUGGCAACCACAAACUUAUGUAGUAACACGGCAACGGCGAGCAUUUUUCUUCCAAUUAUUGCGAGUCUUGCAGAAAAUAUAAAAGUACAUCCAUUUACUCUUAUGUUGCCUGUAACUAUGGCAUGCUCGUUUGCAUUUGCAUUACCCAUUGGUACUCCACCAAAUGCUAUCGCCUUCUCUUGUGGAAAACUUAAAGUAUCUGAUAUGGUAACUCUUCUUUUCGUUUUAUGUGGCACUAUUAUUUCUGUCGUGCUAGCUGUAAUUUUGCUUGCAUAUUUUUCAUCGUUCGCGUAUUUGAUUUUUCCUUUGAGCACACUACCAACUUGGGCGCUUUCAAAUUCAUCUUCAUUUGCAAAUGUAUAA